GCGCAUCAGUACAGUAGCCGUUCCGCCAAAUAAAUGAUUGCUUUGGGCAGUGCGAGCGCGCGCGGUGUGUCCACUGCAAAUUACAUGCGAGCAUUUAAAGCGAGCUGAUGCUUAGUUAAUUAAAAAAAAAAUUAUAAUAAGACGUCUGGGUUUUCUUCAUCCUUGGAUCUAAUGGCAGCUUCAGUCUCCUGGAAUUGUCGGCUGGUGUUCGUGAUCCGCUGAUAAAAAAAAGAAGAAAAAAAAACCCGCUACAAGUGAGCCAAGCUGUCUUCUUGGCACGGAAAGGCAAAGAAAUAGCCAUGUCUGCGAGAGAAAGAGCAAAGGAAAAGACGACUAAGGACAGCCUUUCCUUGCUGCCAUGCUUCUAUUUUGUUGAGCUUCCAAUCCUGGUGUCAUCUGUAGCCAGUUUGUACUUUCUUGAGUGGACUGACAUUUUUAAACCAGUGCACUGGGGCUUCAGCUGCUUUGACCGCAGUUUGAGUUUACCAUACAUCGAGCCAACGCAUGAAAUUAUCCCUUUCCUCAUGCUCUUCAUCCUCACCAUCGGCGCACCUGCUGUCACGAUAAUGAUUGGAGAAGGCAUUUUGUUCUGCUGGUUGUCCAAAACCCAUAGUGGCCCUGGACCCGAGGCCAACAUCAAUGCUGCCGGCUGCAAUUUUAACUCUUAUAUACGCCGCGCCAUCAGGUUUGUGGGGGUUCAUGUGUUUGGUCUCUGUGCCACUGCACUCAUAACUGACAUCAUCCAGCUGUCAACAGGUUACCCAGCACCGUACUUCCUUACUGUUUGCAAACCCAACUACACAUACCUGAACUCCUCCUGUGAUGAAAACUCUUUUAUUUUGGAAGACAUCUGCUCUGGCACUGACACUGCCACCAUUAAUGCGGGCAGAAAAUCGUUCCCCUCCCAGCAUGCAACCUUGGCAUCCUUUGCAGCUGUCUACAUCUCUAUGUAUUUCAACAGCACUCUGACAGACUCAUCUAAGCUUCUGAAGCCCCUCUUGGUCUUCUCCUUUAUCAUUAGUGCCAUCAUAUGUGGUCUAACACGAAUUAUCCAGCACAAGAACCACGCCAUUGAUGUCUACCUGGGAUUUCUCCUUGGAGGAGGCAUUGCUAUUUAUUUAGGUUUGCAUGCUGUUGGAAAUUUCCAACCCAGUGAGGAGAAGCCAAAGAGCGAACCCCAGGUUCAGGAUACUGUUACGUCCCUGGGUGAGCUGGGUCAGCACGUUGGACAUCAUUUGCCUGCUAAAAGCCGCAGCAGUAGUGAUGGCCUUUCUUCUUCCCACUCAGAUGGUCUUCUUCACCGUAAUCUUCAGACCCGCCAUACUAGAUCCCUUACCAACUUGAAGAGGUCCAGUGCAGAUGUUGAAGUUCCACAACCCCAUAGCCCUGCAGAUAAGGAGAGCAUGGUGACCUUUAGUAACACUCUGCCACGGAUUCACCCACCAACAAUAGAUGAUGGCACAAGGCUCAAUGGAGCAGUCCAUUCGACCUUGGACUCUAGUCGUUCUAAGCAGUUGUUAUCGCAGUGGAAGAGUAAGAAUGAGAAUCGAAAGCAUUUCAUGCAGGCUGUGGAGGCAGCCCUGGGCCAGUGUUCCGUCAGCAGCAUGGAGACUCGCUGUAGCUCAGAACCCUCCACCAUAGGCAUUAAUGGGGAACAACAAGGUCCAGCAGGCUCAUGUCUCAAACUGGCCACUGGUAGUAGCACUUUACCCAGCAACCCUUGUGGUAUUGCUGGAGGUACAAGAAUGUCUGUUCAAUCCAGGCCAGGCUCUUCCCAACUGGUUCACAUUCCAGAGGAGACUCAGGAAGGCAUGAGCACUUCACCUAGAGGUAUUGCCCAGGACAAAUGGCUGAAAAGCAUGGAAAAGAAUGUCAAUGGACAACCACGUGUUGUCCCAGUGAUUGGGAUGUCCAAGCAGCAUGGCCUGUUGCUCACAGGCUCCAGCAGUUCUGAGAGUAGUCACACCAGCUCCACUGCGCCUUUGCACCGUAAUAAGAUCCUAAGUGAGGAGCCUGGUUCAGGGGCUACCACUCAGGGAUCCAUCGUCAGGGUGGAGGCACACCCAGAGAAUGGACGGCCCUUGGUUCAUGCCCACUCAACUGACAGCACCACCUUCUGGACCUGGAAGUCUCAGAACAGCUUGAGACAGUCUUUUGAGCUCAAUGAUCUCAACCGAGACUCAGAGAAUUGUGAUUCUCUUAAGGAUGGCUACGGCUCCACAGACAGAACGAGGAGCAACUCUGUGCUCAAUACAUGUCACAGUGCCAACAGUCCCGCUGUCUCCUCUAUUUCCACUCUAACUAACUCAGUUGGAGAGCCACAUCCUCAUCAAACCGUCUCAACCAUCCGAGUCACCCCUAUUGAGAGCACUGAGACUGGACCGGAAAGUCGCGACUCGACAUUGCGAAGGAAAAGCAAUAUGAUCCUAAUCCCUGAAAGAGGGAACAGCCCAGAUAACACCAGGACCAUUUUUUACAAAGGCACUUCCACCACCCCAGCAUUCAAAGAGUAGACAACAUUUAAUGCCUUGUUACUGUUUAUGUGUCAACAUGAGGUCCAUAUAUGAGGUGUUCAUUUAUGUAUUUUCCACACAUGUACAGUUUGCUGGUGUGUUUUGCACUCUGGAUGACACCAUUUCUUACACUGCAUGAAAUCACUGGUUUAUAAAGUUGUCACAGUGACACAAAAGCACAAACUCAGAACUCUUUCUAUGCUGUUGGCUGUUGUCCUAAUGAAGAAGUACAGUAUAUUGUAGCAUUUAACCCAAUUAUUUUAUUCUAUACACUGUGAAGUUGACCUAGUGCCAAGUCUUAACUAAAACACUGUAUAAAUGUUUAUCAAUCAUUUUUUUAGUUAGUACCCCAGCCCAAAAUAUUUCUCUAAAAUGGGUGCUGUCCUAUUUAGGUAUUCGGGGGACUCAAAAUAGUUUUUUGCGAAAAAGCAUUUAAUGACCAUAAGUGCUUUGAAUAUUUUCUGUAGUUUGUUGUAUAGUCCUUUAGUCAGGGCUGGUGCAUGCUAUUCUGAUGCUUUAGGCAAAACAGAAUGUAGCUGUACCUUCAACCAGUUUGUUGUUUCAAUUUUUUUACACAUAGACGACUAGUGAUUACUGUCUUAUUAGCCAUUUAAUGUGCUUACAGAGUGACAUAGUAAAACGACACACUUUGUGAUAAUAUAGAUGAAUGAUUAUACUGUUUUAAUCAGCCAAUGUUUAAGUGCCACUCUAGGAAAUUGCCCAGUUCACCAGUAAGUAUGCACCGGCCCUGCUUAAAAUACCAUGCACUAUAUUCUCCUACUUGCAAUACUGUUUUCAACAUGGACUUACUUAAUUUGUGUUUCUUGCUCUCAACAGUAUAUUUGCUUCACUUUGCUAUACACAGUGAUUAAAUGAAUACUCCUGGUCUUACUAAGGUAACAACUUUUGUUCAGUAGCAAAUCAAGGUGCAAAAUAGAUCCCUGUCUUCCUUUAAUGUGUGUAAAAGUACCAGGUGCUCGUGAACACACUCUGCUGCUACUGUAAGAUCACUCACAGCCCAGACCUCUAGCUAUGCUGUUCUUAACUCAUUUUUGCACUUGAGUGGACAAAGUAAGGCAGAUGUUACUGUAGCCAAUGCCGUAGAUAUUUCUUUCGUCUAAUGUUUAUUCUUGAACAACGUGGUCCAUUUCUGGAACAAUAUUCAUCUAAGCAGGCCCUUUAUCCAUGUAAGGUAUAUUUCUAUUCAGCCAGAAUAAACAUGUGGUUACUUUAAGAACAAAUAUUUUUAGAUGUAUUUAUCAAAUGUCAUGCCAUAUCCAAAAACUAUUAAAAAAAAAAUAGAAUUAAAUGUUUAUUUUAAUAGACAUGAAGAUGAAUACUAUUCUUUAAACUGAUUUUGCUGUAACUUUUUUAUAAUAUAAAACCAUGUAAAUGUGCCAACGGGUAUUUUAAAGGGAGCGUUCUGUGUUUUGCUAUAGUACUUCUACAACAGCCUGUAUUCUUGUAAUCUGCAUACAGUGUGGCACAGCUAGAGAAUCUGCAUGUUGAUGAUUUGAUAACAAAUAUUGUAUAGUUCUUUUUGUAAAGGAUUAACACAGAAAGUGUAAUUGUUUAUUCUGAAUAUGAAAUGUUGGUGGAAAAAUCUUUCUAAAUGUGUUAUUAUGUUUGUUAGAGUAGUGACCUCAACACUACAGAAGAACGACAACAUUGUGUGCACAUUUAAUUCGAGGAUUGCAUCAAGCAUGUUUGUGAGAUGACUGAGAGGCACUACCCUAAAACACUGUGUUUGUGUUUUAAUCAGGAAAGUGCUGAUAGAUUAGCAGUGUAUGGGAACAAGUCCAGCAGCACUCAUUACACUGGCACCACGAUCUUUUUGGGAGAUACCAUUUUUCUCUUCAUCAGUUGUGCCAGAUCCACAUAAGAAACGGGAUAAUAAAUUGUAGCAGUUUAAAUAAAUGUUUGUUAUUUAGUCCGCA
Messenger RNA from Silurus meridionalis, 4450 nucleotides. RefSeq names its product phospholipid phosphatase-related protein type 4 (gene plppr4b). The record is from RefSeq and is a predicted model, not a curated record. Lineage: Eukaryota; Metazoa; Chordata; Actinopteri; Siluriformes; Siluridae. Gene Ontology annotation, biological process: phospholipid dephosphorylation; phospholipid metabolic process; signal transduction. Gene Ontology annotation, molecular function: phosphatidate phosphatase activity.